CAAACCGAUGCUAAGGGUUCGUUAUUUUCGCGUCUAGACAGAAAAUCGUUUUAGUUCUUUCUUGGCGCAUUGAACUGCCCAUUGCUGCUCACUAGGUUAAUUGUGAAUUGAGAGUUAAAAAGAGAUCUAUUUUUUGACCAAACAAAAUGGAGACUUCAAGUUCGGUGACUUCCACUAAUUCCAUUGGAGGCAUGGUUGUAAAACGGGUGAGCGUUCCGAUAGGUUUGGAGGAAGUAAUGGAGGGUUUGGCCAAGGAGGUGUUGCUGAAGAAGCCGAAGGAUUUAUACCGUUUUGCUUACGAAUAUUUUUCAAGUUUACUGCGACUGAGACGGGAGAACAAAUUUGAAGCAAAACCGGUGCAGACUGUACAAUCAGCCGUCCGGCUGGAAAACUCACACAAACCAACUGCCAUUACCCGUAGGCAAACACGACUGUUUUCUCGUCAACUCAGCGUAAGAGAAAUGAGGUUGCCUGGAGAUUGGAAAUCGACCGACAAAGAGACGACUAAAAGGCAACAGGCGAACAGUUCAAGUCCAAGACGAUCUGAAACUGGAAUUGAUGCUAUAAAUAGGCGUAUAGCCACUCGCGAAAAGCGUCAAUCAAAAGCCAAAUCCGAAUCUUCUCUUCAUAGGAACAAAAAGGAAAAGCGACAAACGGAUGUGGGCUCAAAUAUUCCAUAUAAAGAGUCGCAAUCCAGUGGUACACGGACACUGAGCAAGGAGCGUGCUCAAAAAAGCUUAAACGUACUGCAGAAAAACGAAAUCAAUCAUAGAAGCUUGCACAAAAAGGGCGUAAAUGGUUCGGUUCCCGGACCAAAAAAAGUAGAACUUGGAAAAGUAAUCCAAAAUCGAGUUUACGUGCCCAAGAACGAGAAUAAUGGUAUGCUUGGAAAUAAAAUUGAGAAAAACAUCGAAGUAGACUCCACGAGGGCAGUUAAACCGACCGCCCCAGACUUAGUUGGGACGUUAGUUAGUAAGCAGACUUUGCAAGAUGAUAUAAAUCAUCCAAUCGAAGACGAUAUUGAUCCUGGGCAACCAAAUAUAAUUAAUGAAAAUGCGAUAUUAAAAAUCGAACCGAAAUCAGAAACGGUAAACAAAGUCAAAAGUCCAGAUGAAGAUAACAAGGAUCUUGUAUCGGGCGACGAAGUAAUUACCAAUGAAGAGAUUCAGAACGCUCAAGACGGAUACGUCACCAAUGAAGAACCAAAUUUUGCUCCCUCUGAUUCUCAACAGUUCGACGAGAAACCUCCCAUUGCCGACACCUGUGGAGAGCACUUAAGCGGCGCGGGUACAGAUACGACGACCAAUCACGAAAAAAGCAAUAAACAUGAAGUUAUAAUUUCUUUGAAUAAUAAGCAAACAGAAGAAGAAACAAAACAAGGAAUCAGCGAGUCUAUUAAUGCCCCUGCAAUAGAAGUUGACAUUCCUUUAGCAAAUAAGCAUGUAGAAAAUGAGGAAACAGAUAACAGAGCGAAUAUAAAAGAACCUAAAUCGUCCUGCGAAGAAAACAAUUCAGAUGGGAACGACGAAAUCAAAGAACGUGAAUUUGCUACGCUCAAUACUAAUGGCGCAACUGGCACGGCAAAAGAACAGAAAUUAACAACUGGGCAUAUUUCAAACGCCGAACAAAUCCAUCUCGAGAUACGUAACAAUAAUGAAAACGUUGAAUUUAAUGAUAGCGGAGAAACCAAUCAAAGACGAAGUGAAACCAUACCACCUUCCAGUCGCCAAGACGUGAUUACCAAUAAGCAGGAUGCAAUAAACUUAUCGUCGAAUGACAAUGUCGCAAUAAUAGAAAACGGUAAGAAUGCUCACGAAGAAGAUGCUGAACAACCAACAACAAGAACUAACAGGACACCCGAAGGUUCAAAACAGAGUUUGUCGAAAAUUUUAGUUGGAAAAGGUAUUUUGGUAAACAAUGACCCUGAUAGCUCCAAAGCGGAUGAAAUCUUGUCAGUUAAACCAUUGGAAGAUUCUGCGGAAAUUAAGUUGCUUAAGGACACAAAAAAAUAUGAAAUUGCAGGUGCAGACCGCAAUUCUAUUUUGAAAGAUGGUGAAUGGGACACGAAAUUCCAUGCCGGGGAUAUUAUUCGCAACAGUGAAUUGGCUCAGCUAUCCUUAGAAAAUUCUAUUUCCAAUGUUGAUUCCUCAGGUACCCCAAACGAAAGUUCGGCAAGGCAAUUGCCACAUGGAAAAUGCUCCACCAGCGAUGCAACAGAUGCUUCUGAGAAAAUGUAUUCUCCAGUAGAGCUAACGGGAUCUGUAGAUAUGCAUAUUAUCAGAGAAAACUCUGAUAACAACAACAAUGCCAGUGACUUAAAGAUACGAGAGGAAACGAAUUUUGAUGAAACAGAAUUUGCCCAUAAUAUCGAUAAUAACAAGACGGGGUCAAAAUCAUCGUCUAUUGUUGUGUCACCUCAUUUAGAAAAAAACCUGUUGAUUAAGGAUAAUUUCAUUAACGAUCACGUCAAGGAAGUUGAACCUCGCGAUUUAAAAAAGUCUGUGUUAAAUAGUAAAGAAGAUCCAGAAAUAAAAGUCGAUAAACCGGACGAUAUUAUUCAACAAGAGCAUUCUGUGAAAAUACCUCAACAGGAUAUUAAAGUGGAUACUAGAGUGCUAGUCACAUCUGAACAUUUCGAUACAAAUAAUCACGAAUCUAUUGUUCAAGGCGAUCAAAACGAUGAAAAUACAAUCGAGUCUAAUAUUUUGCAACAUACCCAAGCAGGCACCGGUGUAAGUGCAAGCGAAACAAUGCCUAAAAAUAAUGAGAAAACUGAAAACGAAGGAAAAGAAAAUAUCACAUCAGGGACAGAGCAAAGGAAAAAUCAUAACGCUGAUAUUGUUAACCUUGAUGACAAAGGCAAACAUACAAUAAGUUCCUUUAUCUUGAGCGAACAAAGAAACGUUUUUAAGGGCACGAAUGAUCAAGGUAUAAAAACGAUUCAAAAGGCUAGUAAAGAUGAUGGAUUGAAACCUGGCAUUCAUACCAUUGUUGUUGCUUUGCAAGAAGAUCUCUUGAUAGCAAAACGGAUUUUGUCAGGAAUUGAUUUAUCCAAUAGUCAUGACCUCGUAGUAAAAAGUUACAAUGACCUUGUUGAACAACACAUGUCCGUUGACAAUGCUAUAGUAAAAGAAAAAGAGAUCACUAAAGAAUAUGAACGGCGGCGCAAUGGGCACCAACUUACGUUCGAAGAUGCAGUUUCGAUCAUUCAAAAAAGCUGGAAAGGCUUCCUUAUGAGGAAGCAAGUGCAGAAUUCAGCUUUAGUUAUUGCAAAAAACGCUUCGGUCAUAAAAAUUCAAGCUUUGUGGAGAGGCCACAGAGCUAGGAAUUAUGCUAAAAAGCUUAAGCAAGACUAUAGAGAAGGUAAGAUCGCAUUCAAAGGGGUCAUCUUGCUUCAGGCUCAAGUUAGAGGUUUUUUAGAAAGAAGGCGCUUUGAAAAGCUCAAAAAGAAUGGUCAGCAUAAUUCAGCAACUUUAUCCAAUACAGAAGAAAAGGCAAAAACAUGUUUGGAUAGCAAGAAAACACAUUCCGUCACAAGUGAAAACAAUUACGGAAGUUUGGAAAAAUCCCAAGCUAGUCGUGACUCCAACGGGCUAAUUGAAGUAGAAAUCAAAGAUUUAGAUUCGACUCUUAAUAAGGACAAGGAGUCGUCCGAGAAACUUCCUGAUGUGUCCGAUUCACUGGUGAAGCAAGUUGUUGCUGAAAAUGUUAAAGUUAAAACACAAGAAGUAAAACGUCACGAAUCUGAUGCUGACAUUUUUCAAAAAAAUGAUACAGUAGCACACGAUAGAGAUUUGCACAACUAUGACGUUAAUUUUACUGGUACUAAUAUGAAAGAAAAUAAUGUAACAUCUGAAAAUGAUUUUAAAAAGACGCUGAAAACAAAAGAGGAAGAUUUGGAGGCAACUAAAAAUUCUCGAAUUGAAGACAGAAUUGAAAAUAUUUCCGAACACGCACAGCUUUACGAAUCCUCUGAUUUAAAUGAAGCAAAUCUAGACGAAAUAGAGAAACGCGUCAACGAAGCUAACUCUUCUUUCGACACAGGAAACCUAAUUCUGCAUACAGAGAAAAAACAAGUACUUCAAAAUGAAAGUGCCGCUCGAGAAGUACAAAAUAGUACUCAAACUCCAGCCGAAUCUGAAGAUCCGCAUCAAAAUAUUAAAUUAAUUACAGGUAAAAAUAGUGACACUGUAAUAACUGAUAUUGCACCAAAAGAAGAAAUCUUAACGCACAGCGAGAGUAGUACUGAAAACGGCCUAGAUAAAAUUUGUCAGCAUUCGAAUAACAUAGGUUUAGAAUGUUCGGAAGUUGACUUAUCCCAAACUCAUAAUAUAAAAGAGAAUAAUAAUGCAGAAACAAUUGGCGAUGAAGCAAUGGAAGGAAUUUUAGUAACAGACAAAACUCGCUCUCAGGAUAAUAAUAUAGAUAGCAACACGGAACAUACAUUAUAUAAACAAGAUUCAAGCGUGGACCAUGAUAAUGAGAAAUCUAAUAAGAUUGUUUUAGAGGAUAAGGGACUAACAAAAUUGUCUCAUAAUGCGUCCAAAACAAAAGAAGCUGAAGAUGUUAUCGUUGAAAACAAGAUCAAAAGCUUGUACCGACAGGUAUCUAAAACUAAUAUUGAUAAUAAUAAAAAUAAUAAUUCCAACGUUUUUUCAAAUCCAGAAGGAUUAAGUGAAGUUUUAGAUGGUAAACUUAAUAUAGAAAACGAAACUAAGGAACGUAAAGUUCCUUCUGUAGAUAAAUCGAUUAACAAGAUAAAAAAUUUAAACCAACAAGAAUCAAAUAUUCUUUCAAUCCACGAAAGGUUAAAUGAAUUUUCCCAAGAAACAUCCGAAGUAAAAAACGAAACUGCCGAAGAAGCUUUUCAAAAAAUCAGUGAGACAAAAGAUAACCAAGAAUCAAAAAAUAAAAAAGUUCUCUCAAAGACUGAAGAAUUAAGUCAAAUUAAUCAGGAUACGCCUGAUAUAAAGAAGGAACUUGCAAAAAACGAAUACAAAGCUCUUUAUGCUACAGUUAAAUCAAAUUCAAGCGAACAAGAAAAUGUGGUACAAGCUAAAGACGCUUUGGCAGAUAAUGGCGUGGACAUUGGCAAGACCUAUGCUUAUGAAAAGUCAGGAUUAAAUAUUGAUAAGAUAAAUCCUCCAGAAGAACAGAAAUCAAAUAUCAAGGCAAUUAUUAGGAACGAAUGUGCAACUAAUUCGAACAUUGAAGGGUUAAUUCAAAGAACAGUUGAGACAGAUGAAAAAGUGAUUACUAUCGAUAAUAAUAAGACAAAUAAUAUACCUACUAUCAACGAUGAUGAGAAGAUAAACCAUGAACCAACUAACAGUUGCGGUGCUGCACCAGAAAGAAGAAGGAAAAGUGUUGACAACAUUUUAGAUAUCGUUAAUGAUGAUAAUGUUAUCAAUAAAGAUCAAAAAGUUGAGGAGGGUCAAGACAGUUCUGAAGAAAUCAAUGCUGCUUCGAAGUGUGAAUAUGAAAGUAAUCUCGACGAAAAGCAAGGAUCAAGUGGCAAUAUUAGUGGUGUUGAGGAUGUGAUGAGCACGUCAUUGAAAUUUUUGAAACAGAGUGACGCUUUAGAUGAACACGUGGGUCUAAUCGAUCAGGUGCAAAACCAGAUUUUGGACCAGAUAUCUGGAAAAAUUUCGCAAACGGGCGAUAAGUUCGACAUUGAGGAAUUGAGGAAAGAAUUGCAGGAAGCAGCAUCGUUGUAUAAGUCAGAUCAGCUAAGCCACUUAGAUAACGAUGACCAAUACAAAUUGGUGCAAUAUAUAACUAGUUUUAAUAAGGAGUUGGAUUCCAAAUACGACAAUGUAUCGAAGCGAAGCCCAUUAAGAAAUUUGCCUGAUAUAGAAGAGGAAGAAGUCGAGCCUAAAAAAGGUUCGGCUCUGGAAAAUCACGGCACCAAUGCCGUUUUCAAGUCAAAUAGUCUUGAUUGCGACAAGGUGCAGCUACCUGCGAAAGUAAUUCGUAAAAGUAAGACUGUUCACAAUUUGUUUCCAAAUCAAGUUGUUGAUUAUUCAGUUAAAGUACAAUCAAACUACGAGUUGGACGGGAAUGACAAGUCGACUGGAGUUUCCGUAUCUAGUGAGACUCAGUCGCGUUCGCAGAAGUUCGAAGAUGGAAGCGUUUCCAUCCAACGAGCGAGUCGGGAAGAAUACAUCGGAGAAGGGUUGUCGGUGGAAAGCGGUAAUCAAACAGCAAUCGCAGAGAGCCCAGCAGAUGAUGCGGCCGUGACGUCUCCUCGGAACGGGCGCGAAUCUGCGACGACGCAGGCGUCAAAUGAAGCGAGGCCCGCGACGCCGAUCGAGAACGGUCUGCUUCAGUCGUACCCACCAAACAUGGGAGAUAAGCAGGAUCACGGUGGCGAAGGAGGUAACACUGUCCGUAAUGGCGAAAUCGGGGGCGAUAACGACGUGGAGGUGGAGGCAGCAACCAAGAUCCAAGCCGGCUUCAGAGGCUUCCAAGUCCGGAAACAAUUGAAGCAGAAGAACGAAACCGCGGAGAAACAGGUUCAAAGGAAAUCCCUAAAGAAGAAAGACUCGCUAAAGUCGAACUCCAAGCCAGACUCUAACCUGGAGGAGAAAUCAGCAGUCAAAAUUCAAGCGGGAGUUCGGGGAUUUUUGGUUCGCAGGAGACAAAAGAAAGUCAAUUCUUCGCCUUCAGCGUAAUCGAAUAUUAAAUAAAAAUGCCAUCCUUGUGUAGUAUUGUUGGUGCGGGGCCAAAUGUGUUAAAUAUUUUCGUGGUGGUUUUUUACCCUAAAUCAUUGCCACUAUCAAUAAUUCAAUUUUAAGUUACCCUUUGAAGAAAGGAGGUAAAAAAAAUGUUUUUUCCAGUGUGUGUACGUAAAUUAUUGAGGAUUCGUUUAUUUUCCUUUCCGGCGCAAUAAAAUGCGUCUCUUUUUUAUAUCCCGCGUGCGGUUUUACACAGGAAAUUAUUUCAAGGCACGCUAUUUACGAAAAAUGUAUUUACGGAUUAGCCAAAUUUUCCGUUGUCGUUUUAUAUAACGCAUUUCUAACAUUGCAGUGCAGUUAAUUGGAAGAUUAAAAUAAACCUGCGCAGUUUGGUCUUAAGAAUUUUCCUUUAUUAGUUUUCACAUUGCUAGAAAUAUAAUUUGAAGCAUUUUGUGGCCCAAUAUUUCGUUGUAGCACAGAAACAAUCAGGUCACUUCGAACAUAGUUAAAAAAAAAUAAAUACAGUGUGUUUCUAAAAUAAAUUUUAUUCUGUUAUAUAAAAGUAGGGUUGAAAGGCUGCUACAAAUAUAGCGGAAAAAUAAUGUUUUAAUUUUUUUGUCUCAAAAACGAAAAACAUGGGUGGAGGAGAUUGAAUUAUUCUCCUUAUCUAAAUUUAAAAUUAUGUUAUUUAGAAACUUUUUUUUCUUCUGUAAUUUUUUCAUAAAACAUUAUUUUAGAAAAAUAAUUUUGUUUGGUGCUGUGAAACAGUUGUUUUUUGUACGAACAUUUAUCAAUUACCUAAACUAUAACCUAAAAUAUAAUUUAUAACUAAAUAUUUCUGAAACAUUUAAUAAUAGAUGCCUGCCUUGCAUUUAUGCUUCCAAGCAACUUCCGUUUGCACGGCCGUACAUAAAAUGCAUAUCUGCCAUUUCUGCAUUACAGUACUUCACCGUUAUUGAAUUAAAACUCUUAUUAUACAUUGUUCAUUAAAUUAGUUGUAUUUUCUAUUCGAACUAAUUGACCAAUAUCAAAUAAAGCUAUAAUAAGCGCCUAAAGAAGUGACAGCAGCUCACUAGUUUUUUAUCUAAUAAUUUUUUCAUCUCAUUGUGCGUUGCUUUAGAUUUAAUUUUUUUAUUUGGAAACUGUAACUAUUAUGAAAAAAUUGCAGAAGAAAAAAUGUUUCCAAAUAAAACAUAAAUUUAUUACUAGUUAAAAAGGAAGAUAUGGGUAGUCUAAUUCAAUCCAACCAAGUGUGUUUUUAUGAUAGUAAUACUUCCGUAAUAUUUUAUUGUUUUUUCUACUUUCGUUUUUAAGAUGAAAAUAAAAAUAUUAUUUUUUCGCCAUAUUCGUGGUGCGAUAUCUCCCUAAUUGUUGGCUUUUGACCCACCAUUUAUAUAACAAAUUGCGCUUAAUUUUAAACAAGUUUUUCGCAUUUGUUUUGAAACACAUUAGGGAACAUUUCUUAUUAAUGAGUUUUAGCAAAUUUUGAUUCUGAGGAUACAUCGAAAAUAAUAAAUAAAUCAUUUUACCUCUUCGAAUUGUAAUAAAAUUAAUUAAACCUUAUGUGGUUUUGUUGUUCUUUCUCUAUUAGAAUAUUCAGCAUACUUUUAAUUUCUCGGUGCAGUGGCAUAUAUUUGUUACCCUUGUAAUGUUAACAAAAGAGAACGUAAGUGAGCAAGUACAUCGAUUAACAUCUUGUUCAUAUAAGUAGUUUCAUUCCUAUCAGUUUAAAUUAGUAUACACUAAACAAAAGUUAUGUCGGAAAAACCUGACCAGAAAGAUAAGUUUGUCCUAAAAUACGUGCAUUUGUAGAAAAAAAAAAACAAACAAUUUAACCUAUUUUUUUAAAUUCUUUAUAAAAUAUGUCAGUUUAUAAAUCCUUUGAAGCACAACCAAUCCCUGGAUCAACAUUUGAUAAAACUGAUUUAUAUCAAAAACAGAUUUGAUGUGGACUUUUGUGGUGAAACUGUAAUAAAAAAUAUUCCUAGCUUAUAUGAUUUUUGCCAAUAUAUUAAACCCACAUUUUAUUGAUUGAAUUUGUUCGUAAAAUAUUCUACCAGCCAAAAAUUUAUUUUCCGGCAAAUGCAAUCCCGGAUAGUGGCAAAAACGUAUUUUCUCAGAGCAUCAAUUAUCGUUAAACAAAAGUUUCUGUCAACUAACUGGAAAAUGCUUUAAGUUAAAACGCAAUAGGGCAUUUAAAACGUAUCGUUAUAAGAACGUGAGCAUUUAUUGUUGUGUUGAAUGGUUGCUCAGCAACAUGAUUUAUAACUUUGCUUCUCCCAGUUGAACGAUUGAUUUUAAACUACCAAAUCUAAACUAGUUAGUCGUAGUUCAUGUAAUAUAGUUAUAUUUAGCGCAUAGGUUGUAGCGUCCUUUAUUAACUUCCAAGUUCAUUAUCACGCUUAGAUAUUAAAAUAUAUAUUUCUAGUAAUUAAUAAAUAACAUUUAGGUGGCUUUUAUUUCAUUUUUUCCAUUAAUUACCUAAUAUUUUAGAUUUAUGUAUAAUACCUCAUUUUCAAGGCUGACGUUUCGGCUGCAGCUUAUGAACUUGUGUUGUGAUUUUUUUUAUAGACAAAUUCGCUCUGUAAUACGCAGCGGCUCUGAAAAUCUGCGAUUAUAUCGGUGAAACAGAAACAAUGAAAAUGUAUAUUUUUUAUAUAUAUAGUUAACGACUAAAAUAUUGAACAAAUUCAUUUAAAAAUCACAAAAGAAAAAUGAUGACAUAAGUCCGUCAUAAUAAUUUUUAUGCAUUUUUGCAGUAAACAGAAAAUAUACAAGGUCAAAAAGUAAACCAAAACUAACAAAGUUCCCUUUUUUUAAAUAGAACACAUUUUUUUGAAUCCGUUUUUGAAUUCGGUGUCAAUUUUUACUCAAAAUUCGUGUAGCAUACCUUCGAAAAUCGAUUAAAAAUAGAAACUUGUUAUCGACAUCUAAAAAUGCGCAAAAAAAACGAGUAUUUUUCUUGAAAUCAAAUAUCCGAUUUUUAAACGAAAUUGUUACAUAUUUUGGCCGUGCACUGUAUAUGCUUCUAUACUCAAACAUUAGAUAAGGAUUCCAAAAUAAAAGCAAGUAAACAUGAAAUGUUCAAUCAAUUGAAUAUAAUAUUUAGAAACUUUGACAGAAUAUUAAUUAAUAGUGUAAAAGUUCCCGGAAAGGUCAUAAUGGAUGAAAAGGAAUGUAGUAGUUCUAGUUUUGAUAAAUUUGAUUAUUUCUCCUUAACAAUGUGGACAAAUAUAGAAAAAUAUUUUCAUUAAUUAUAGAUCAAAA
Messenger RNA from Cylas formicarius (sweet potato weevil), 9944 nucleotides. RefSeq names its product MATH and LRR domain-containing protein PFE0570w-like. Bases 147 to 6674 code for a protein of 2175 amino acids. The record is from RefSeq and is a predicted model, not a curated record. Gene Ontology annotation, cellular component: spindle pole. NCBI's taxonomy places the organism in Eukaryota, Metazoa, Arthropoda, Insecta, Coleoptera, Brentidae. Gene Ontology annotation, biological process: spindle organization; establishment of meiotic spindle localization; mitotic cell cycle. The transcript has 6 exons. Gene Ontology annotation, molecular function: protein binding.